AUGAAACUAGAAAAUCAAACUCAGCUGUUAGAAUUCCUUCUCCUGGGAUUCUCAGAGGACCCAGCACUGCAGCCUCUCAUCUUUUGGCUGUUCCUCUCCAUGUACCUGGUCACUGUAAGUGGGAACCUGCUCAUUAUCCUUGCCAUCAUCUCAGACUCACGCCUCCACACACCCAUGUACUUCUUCCUCGCUAACUUGUCCUUCUCUGACAUUUGCUUCAUCUCCACCACCAUCCCCAAAUUGCUGGCAAAUAUACAGACACAGAGCAGAGCUAUCAGCUAUGCAGGCUGCAUCACACAGAUGUACUUUUUUAUAUUCUUCAUAGGAUUGGAAAUGUUACUCCUGACUGUGAUGGCCUAUGACCGGUUUGUGGCCAUCUGUCACCCCCUGCACUACAUGGUCAUCAUGAACUCCGGACUCUGUGUACAGCUCGUUCUGUUGUGCUGCCUCAUUGAGGUUCUGAAUGCACUUACGCAGAGCUUACUGGUGCUGAGGCUGAGCUUCUGCGCACUCGUGGAAAUCCCUCACUUUUUCUGUGAGUUGAAUCAGGUGGUCCACAGAGCCUGUUCUGACACCUUUCUCAAUGACCUCAUAAUGUAUCUUGCAGCUGUGCUGCUGGGAGGAGGUCCCCUGUCUGGGAUCCUCUACUCCUACUCUAAGAUCACCUCCUCCAUCCGUGCCAUCUCAUCAGCUCAGGGCAAGUAUAAAGCCUUUUCCACCUGUGCCUCUCACCUCUCUGCCAUCUCCCUAUUUUGUGGCACAGGACUAGGUGUGUACCUCAGUGCCAGCGCUGCCCCAAGGUUAGCCUCUAUUGCAGCAGCCUCAGUGAUGUACACAGUGAUCACCCCCAUGCUGAACCCCUUCAUCUACAGCCUGAGGAACACAGACAUGAAGAGGGCUAUGAAAAGGUUACUGUUCCAUAGAUGA
Ochotona curzoniae (black-lipped pika) is the source of this 927-nucleotide messenger RNA. RefSeq names its product olfactory receptor 7A17-like. NCBI's taxonomy places the organism in Eukaryota, Metazoa, Chordata, Mammalia, Lagomorpha, Ochotonidae. Gene Ontology annotation, molecular function: G protein-coupled receptor activity; olfactory receptor activity. Gene Ontology annotation, biological process: G protein-coupled receptor signaling pathway. The coding region runs from base 1 to 927 and encodes 308 amino acids. The record is from RefSeq and is a predicted model, not a curated record. The transcript has a single exon. Gene Ontology annotation, cellular component: membrane.